AGGGGGGCUGGAGGCUCUGUGGCAAAGCAGUGUCGAUAAGAGAGAGAGAGAGAGAGAGUGAGAGAGAUAAAGAGAGAGAUUGCUGGAGAGAGCGGGAGAGUGAACAGCUCUAUGUAAACAGGGUGUCAGAAAAGAAAGUGCAGGGACGUUUUCAGCCUGCCAAGGCUGGGAAAAUAAUCACAUAGGAUCUGCAAAGCAACACUCACUAGGGCAGAGAGAGAAACGGAGAGAAGAGAGAGAGAGGGAGGAAACCGAACAGAGAGAGUCGGUGACAGUGAGAGAGACAGAGAGCGAGAGAGAGAGACAGAGAGAGGAAGAUAUAUAGCAACAGAGCGAAGGAGAGGAACUAAGCAAAAGGGAGAGAGAGGAAAAAAGCUGAAUUCAUUCAGGCUGAAUGGGAGGGAGGGAUGUUGCUACCUCUGCCGGGGCUGCAGUGCCUUUGCUGUGCCUCUCUGUGUAGCUGGAGCUGUGUUGUGUAGCUGUGGCUCUGCUCUUUGUAGCUGUAGCUGCCUGUUUGUGUUGUGAGGCGCUCGCUGCUCUGCUCACGGGGGAAGGGAGAGCAACCCAUACCCCGGGCAGCUUGGAACGGACUGCCUAUCAAACCAUACUGAAGGAACACACACACAGACAGCAAAACUACUGGGAUGGGCAGAGGUCAUUAUAGGUCAUUGGUGAAGCAGACCUGCUAAGGGACCCUGUGUGGACUGACUGUGGGCUGUGGACAUAUCACUUCCUACCAGAGAUGAGGGGAACAGCUUGAGUCUGACGUCAGAGAGCGGGAAAGACCUAGAGACCUGCCUCUAGCUGAACCUCCAUAUCACAUACUGCCCGUCCUUAUCCCCCUUCCCCCACCCCACCAUCUCUGGCAUCUGUUUCUACCACCACCUCCACUCACUGGGAAGGAUUUGGGAUGACAGUUAACCUCCUCAGCUCUACCUCACUCCUCCUCACCACCCAGGGAUAACCAGCACUAGAACCUCUGUACCCUGAGAGGCACACUACCACCCUCCCUCACCUCCCCCCAGCUGGCAUCAUGAUGGGAGAUGGAGUUGGGAACUGGGUGUGUCUGAGUCCGUCUGAGUUUGGUCAGCUGCAGCAGUACAGCGAGUAUUCCACCAAGAAGCUCAAGGAUGUUCUGGAGGAGUUUCACGGUGAAGGAGUCCUCUCCAAGUACAAUCCUGAGCAGAAGCAAGACGUUCUCAACCAACCCAUAGACUAUGAGGGUUUCCAGCUCUUUAUGACCACAUACCUGGAGAACGACAUCCCUGAGGAGCUGUGUCAGCACCUGUUCACCUCCUUCAAGAGCAAGACAGGGGGCUGCUCUCCUGAGGUGCCCCGCGCUGGAGCAGGACUGCUGGAGCCACGUUCCAUUGAUGCAGGCAUCUCUAUACAGACUGAAGUGGCCUGUGCCCCCAUAACAGGAAUGAAUGGGAAGAGCAUCCUGACAGCAAUGGGCCGGCACACUCCAGAGCAUUCCACUGUGAUGGCCACAUGUUCAAGUGCCGUGUCGACCUCUCCCUGCUCCUCCCGUUCCUCCUCACAGCGCUCUGGGACAGGGGCCCACACACCCAGGGGUUCCUACCACUCACCUGCCUGCACCCAAGCCAAACUCUCCACAGGUAGCAGUAGUAAUGCUCUGACACCCACCCCAGCCAAGUCCCCAGCCUCCCCUCGCCUCUCCCCAGAGAGGAUCAGAGCGGAGAAGUUGAGGAGUCCGUCACCCCAGAAGGGCUCCCCCUUACCCUCCCCCCAGGUGGUGUUUCUGAAGGACAUCGUGUGUUACCUGUCCCUGCUGGAGAGGGGCACACCAGAGGACAAGCUGGAAUUCAUGUUCCGGCUGUACGACACAGAUGGCAAUGGAGUACUGGACAGCUCGGAACUGGACCGCAUCAUCAAUCAGAUGGUCCACGUGGCAGAGUACCUGGAAUGGGACUCUACAGAGCUGCGACCAAUCCUGAAGGAGAUGAUGGAAGAGAUAGACUAUGACCGAGACGGAACAGUUACUCUGGAGGAGUGGAUCAGAGGAGGCCUCACCACCAUCCCUCUGCUGGUCCUGCUGGGUAUGGAGACGAAUGUGCAGGAGGAUGGGCAGCAUGUGUGGAAACUAAAGCACUUCAACAAGCCAGCCUACUGUAAUUACUGCCACACCAUGCUGCUGGGAGUCCGCAAGCAGGGCCUCUGCUGCUCUAUAUGCAAGUACACAGUCCAUGAACGCUGUGUGUCCAAAGACAUCGCUGCCUGCAUCAGCACCUACGCCAAGUCCCGCAGACACACUAAUGCUAUGCAGCACGUGUGGAUGGAGGGAAACUCUCCCACUAAGUGCGACCGCUGUCACAGAAGUAUCAAGUGCUACCAGGGCUUAACGGGCCUACACUGUGUGUGGUGUCAGAUCACUCUCCAUAAUAAGUGUGCGUCCAACAUGAAACCAGAGUGUGAUGGAGGAGCCCUUAGAGACCACACUCUACUCCCAUCCUACAUCUGCCCUGUAGUCCUGGACCGUCAUUCUGUUGUGAAGCGGGGUGAAGGGGACUCCCCGCCCAGCACCAGCCCUGACGACCCGAGUCAAAGCUUCAAAUUCACAGGAGACGGACAAGCACUGCAGAUCACUCCUUUCCCAGGCACACAUCCCCUCCUGGUCCUGGUCAACCCAAAGAGUGGCGGGAGACAAGGGGAGCGGGUAUUGAGAAAGUUCCAGUACCUGCUGAACCCCAGACAGGUGUACAGUCUAGACCGAGAGGGACCCAUGGUGGGGCUCAACUUCUUCCAUGAUGUCCCUGAUUUCCGGGUGCUGGCGUGUGGAGGGGAUGGGACAGUGGGAUGGAUCUUAGACUGUAUUGACAAGGCCAACUUCACCAGAGAUCCCCCUGUGGCCAUCCUCCCUCUGGGCACAGGGAACGACCUGGCAAGAUGCCUACGCUGGGGCGGAGGUUAUGAAGGAGGCAGUCUUCUGAAGUUCCUGCGGGACAUAGAGCACAGCACAGAGAUGGUUCUGGACCGAUGGAACAUCGACAUCGUUCCUGUUGACAAGGAGGAGAAGGGAGACCCUGUCCCUAACAGCAUCGUCAACAACUACUUCUCCAUCGGAGUGGAUGCGUCCAUCGCUCAUCGCUUCCACUUGAUGAGAGAGAAGCACCCAGAGAAAUUCAACAGCAGAAUGAAGAACAAGUUGUGGUACUUUGAGUUUGGCACCACAGAGACCAUCUCCGCCACUUGCAAGAAACUCAACGAGUGUAUCGAAGUGGAGUGUGAUGGUAUCAUCCUGGACCUCAGCAGCACGUCGUUGGAAGGCAUCGCCGUCCUGAACAUACCCAGCAUGCAUGGCGGCUCCAACCUGUGGGGCGAGACCAAGAAGAGGAGGAACUACAGCCGCAUGAGCAAGAAGGUUCCAGACAGGAUGCCCGCCAGUACCGUCACCGAUAUAAAGGAGCUCAAAUUCUGUGUUCAGGACCUGAGCGACCAGUUGCUAGAGGUGGUGGGUCUGGAGGGGGCCAUGGAGAUGGGGAAGAUCUACUCAGGCCUGAAGAGUGCUGGCCGCAGACUGGCCCAGUGUGCUAAUGUCACCAUCAGGACAUCCCGGCUGCUGCCCAUGCAGAUCGAUGGGGAGCCUUGGAUGCAGCCCCCAUGCACGAUCAAGAUCACACAUAAGAACCAGGUUCCCAUGCUACUGGGCCCUCCUCAGAAGACCCCCUUCUUGUUCUUCAAGAGACGCAACAGAAGUCGGGACUAUGAGUGAGGAGGACACUUCAAACUCCCCCCUCUUCACAAACACAUUCACCAACCCCUCGGGACAACUCAAUAGGUCCACAGACCAAGUCAUUGCCCCUUGGACCUACAGUACCACUUCAGAAUGAACUGACUUCCUCUCAGUGUAAUGACCACUUCCUGUGUAUCCAUGUUCUAGCUUCUAGAACUUCCUGUGAACUCUGAACUCUGACCCUGCCACUGGCACACUAGCUCAGUCAACCCCAGCUCCAAACUCAGCUUCAGCCCCAGCCCCAGCCCCAGCCCCAUCAGUAAUGCCACACUGCCUUGGCAAAACACAGUGCCAGCAGCAUAUAGGUUCAUCUAGGAUACUGCCUUGGUUCUCAAAUGGAGGGAUAGAGAGAUGGAGUGAUAAGGAAACACAUAAAGAGAGAGAGAGACAAAGAGCGACGCAGCAGAAGGGGAAAUGGGAAGAGAAGAGUAGAAGAAAAGAAAGAGCGCAAAAGAGAGAGAGCAAGGGAUGGGAUGAUUGACAUACAGCGUGUGUGUGUGUGUGUGUGUGUGUGUGUGUGUGUGUGUGUGUGUGUGUGUGUGUGUGUGUGUGUGUGUGUGUGUGUGUGUGUGUGUGUGUGUGUGUGUGUGUGUGUGUCUGUGUGUGUGUGUGUGUGUGUGUGUGUGUGUGUGUGUGUGUGUGUGUGUGUGUGUGUGUGUGUGUGUGUGUGUGUGUGGCAAGCUCUCCUCUCUCUUUGAGGAGCCUGUUGAAUAAUGGAUCAGAGCUUGUAGAGUAUUCACUCCAGUGUCUCUCCACGGCACAGAACACUGCACUGCCUGAGAGAUGAAACGGAAAGAGAUCAUCUAUUAUUGACUGCUUCGUUUACGCUUGACGGUGGCAGCAGGACAAAACACACAGUAACAAUGGCCUGGGAAGCAUGGGAAACUCAAACUAACAUGCAGGGAUUUUUUCCCCCCAGCAUAUUUGCUCACAACAACCAUCUUUAGCCUAGUUUUGUAGAAUAUCAAUAGCUGAUCUGGUGUCAGGUCAAACAGAUGGCAAGGACUGGAGGUUUGUCUGUUUAUCUUCAUGUGGCUUAUUCACAUACUGUAGACAGGUCACCCACCAUCUUAGUAAGUGUAUAAACCCCUCUGAGACUCAGUCACACAGGCCCUCAACUUAGACUGGUUUUAUUGUUCUCCUCCAAAUGGCAAGGUCAUUGGUCCUUCGAGCCAGAUCAGUGGAACAGAGCCCAGUGUACAGGGGAGACCAAAAGAGGUUGGAGAGAGACGUGGACCUUACUUAUAUGCAUCACUGUAGCGACGUGAGAUGAGAGCGGAGUCCCAUGUCCCCCUCAGAAGUGCCCAGUAGGAUCAGCUAUAGGUUGAAGAAAGAAACCCAGUGUAGAGAAGACCAAAGGAGUUUGGGGUGAGGAGUGGACGAGAUAUAUAUCACUGUAGAGAAUGUGAGAUAAGUCUGUUGCCCAAUCAGAAGAGCCCAGUAGGACCUCUAUAAGAGCAGAGUUCAGUGUAGAGGGAGAGGAGACUGAAGGAGGUUGGGUAGGUCCUUACUGUAAUGUUACAUGUAUCACUGUUGAGAGAAGUCCCAAUCAGAAGUGCACACUAGGAUAGCUUUAGGUUGAAUAAGCAGUAGUGCAUGCUGCCUAGUAGGAUAUCUAUAGGUUGAAUCAACAAGCCUCAUCCAUAGGUUGAAUCAACAAGCCUCAUCCAGCUACAGAUGUCCCAGAAGACUUUUAGAGAUUGAAAUAGAUUCAGCUAGCUAGUGCUGGUAUAUAACAGCCUGCCCUGACUGCCCCAGGCCUUAGGGGUCUGAUUUACCAUAGCGUGGACAGGAACUAAAUUUAACCUGCUAUUUCGGGAGGAUCUAUCCUGUGAAACACUAUUCCUAAUUACAGUGUAAAAACAUUAGCUCGCAAUGUGAAGUGUCCAAUAGUGCAAAACUAGGAGGCCAGUGAUGAGGGCUCGCUGGCUAUAAAAUGGUGGGUGUUAUUCAAAUCAUGUUUGUUGCUGGAUGGUACCAUUGAAGCAACAGGAAGAUAUGUUAUCGAUUGAAAUGAGCUGAACUGAAAAUCACACAUAGGAGUCAAACCUAAAAGCAAAAGCUGAACAGGCAAGACACCCGUGUGGCAGAAUGUGGUAUUCAUCGACUAAGAUAUACCACUACCCGUAUGAAAAUAUUACUGUCCCAACAACAGUGGCCAGCUAUAUAUGUGCAGAUACAGUAUUUGUAUAUUCUGUGUAUUACACAUACACAUACAUUUUUUUUAUUUAAAAAAAAAAAUGUUUUUAACUAGGCAAGUCAGUUAAGAACAAAUUCUUAUUUACAAUGACGGCCUAGGAACAGUGGGUUAACUGCCUUGUUCAGGGGCAGAACAACAGAUUUAGUUUUUCUGUUUUUAAUAAUAUAUUAUUAGUGUAGAGCUUUGAGGCAUCCCACUGGGCAAACACUGAUUGAAUCAAUGUUGUUUCCACAUCUGUUCCACAUUGAACCAACGUGGAAUAGACGUUGAACCAACGUAGAAUAGACAUUGAAUUGACAUCUGUGCCCAGUGGGAUAGUAUAGAAGAGUACAUACAGAUCAGUGUUCUUCAGUGGGUCACUUGAAUAACUGUCUGGGGCUGGUUCACAACACAUUCCCUUUGGUGUCGAGCACCCUCAUACCGUAGGAUGUAGGGGUUAGGGUGCAGGGCCCAGGGGGGUGAGGGCAGAGUGAGCCUCCAUGGUACACUGAGUGUUUGUCCCAAAUGGCACCCUAUUCCCUUUGGGCCCUGGUCAAAGGUAGUGCACUGGGUAGUGAAUAUGGUGCCAUUAGGACUCACCAGAGCACCACUCACGGGGCGAGGCUUUGAUGUCUUCGCCCCGAGUUCCCUUUAAAACCACACUGAGCCGAGACUCUCGUGUCCAGGCCCCACUAAAACAGAGACACAUGUCCAAUGACCAUUGGGUAGAGGUAAAACAGUGGUUUAGUCCCAGGACACCCUAAUCCUAACAUAGUGUAAAGCUUUUGACCAAAACCCUAUCAAAAGUAGUGCGCUAUAUAGGGAAUAGGGUGCCAUUUGGGACACAGUCUUUAUCUCUGUGGACAACAGGGUCUGUCUGACCCUGCAACACCUCUAACCAGUACGUAUGGGAAACAUUUCAAUGACCACAUCACCUCUACAAUUCUAACAUAGCAUCAUUGGUCGACGGUCAUUGGACACAUUUUUGUGUGUAGUCCUUACGGAGCCUGGAUCGAGGCGACUCAGUAAAAAGUGUGCAUGUUUACAGUUUACUUUUCAUUAAUGGGAAAAGGAUGAUUUUAAAUUUAAACAGUUAUAAUUAUGUGUAAAUAGAUAUUUGAUUAUAUAUUUUAUCUCACCACCGCAUGCCUGCUGAAACAAAGGAGACAGAAAGAAAUGUCUGUCUGCUUGAGGAGAGACCACGCUGAUUGUUGCAACCCCCUCCCUCAAGCUAGGACCUGUCCUGCUGUCGGGUCAUAUUAUCUAUUCAACCCCCCCAACCAAUCCUUUGCUUAAAAACCCAUGACCUUGUGUAUUUACUUUGUCUUUCCCUGUUGGUAGCUAGCAUAGCAUGUUGAUACUUCUGUGCUAGAAAAUGACAGUGAUGGCUUGUCUUGGUCAAAUAGAGAGACUUUCCAGGAGAAAUGUACACCAUUGCCAAGCGGCCAUUUUGUGAUUCAUCAUCGGGAGAUGGAAGAGAGACGCCGACACGACAUCACAACCACAGAACUUAAUCCUAUCAGACGCUAUAUCAAUCAUCAAUGUUUGUGUCAUUCACCAGUCACCACUCAUCUCCAAUUCCGGUCAUCAGAAAUGAUCAAUAGCCUUAACCAACAAACAAACAAAAGGAGUGGCUCUCUCGUGCUUUCUCUGCCAGGACACAACAACAGCACAAUUGCAAUACAAGCCACUGACUUAGAAGGAGUAAAAAAAAUAUAUAGAAACAAGUCAAAUAAUGAUGGUGACUAUCUCCUCUUACUCUGUGUUACAAUAACUCACUGACAUCACCAACUACCCACCUGGUCUGUACCAUCACUGCCUAUGGUGUUCUUCCACUUCCAACUACAUCCACUUCUAAGAGGAUUUGGUUUAGACCAGGUUGUCAACGACGUCUGUAGAAUGUUGUCUCUCAUCAUUUUAAAAAGUAGGAGGGCCGGUGUGAAGACAUCCGUUUUCUUGUUGACAGAGUGUCCCUUGGCGGAUCCUGGUCAAAAGUAAUGUACAGUAUAUGGAAUAGGCUGCCGUUUGGGACGACACCAGUAAGUUGUCCACCGUGAUGCAGCAGGGAUUUCUAUGUACUGCACCGCAUCCACUGUUAUAAACAUAGCCAUAGUGUGUGGCCGUGGCCACUGUCUUUGUUGAUGUACAUGAUGUGAUGUGACUUGUUGAAACCACGCUGCCUCUGAGGUAACAUAAUGUAGGAGGUGUAAAAGAAACGCCUGAAACUAGAUCCCCUACAUACUGGUCUUGACAAGAAGAAAAGAAAACUGUCAGGGGAGGUUCUCUUCUGCACUGUUCAACCAAUCCAGUAAAUGUGGAAGAGGAGUUAAGAUGGAGUGUCGCCUUGCUAAUGUCCAGAAGCGGAAAUCGCGUCACAGGUGUUUUGAAUUUCCACUGAAAACCGGAACAUCCAGUUGUUGGGAACUCGGCAGAGGCUACCUCUGAGGUGACCUAGAGGAGGGAGUUUGAGUGGUGGUUAAAGGGGGUGUUUGUGGUAUAUCAAAUAAACCAAUUAUGAUAAUAGUAUACACAGUCUAUUACAAUUAGGAUCGUGUAGUUAAUUAAUCACUUAUAUCUACAUUCUUCCACUGAAUUGAGACAUCCGGGCACAAAAAAGGCUCCCAUAUCCACGCAAGCAUACCAUUUAGAAUAUGGCCAAUACGUUGCUGCAUUUUAAGUAGUAUUUCAGUUGGCAUUAUUGGAAUGGAGCCAAAGACAGUCUUUGUCACCAUCCUCCCCAUGUGUAACUAUUAUCCCCUUGUCUCCACUGUCGCUCCCGCUUCCGACCUUGUUUUAUUUCCACCUUUAGAGACUCACAUAGGCAGUGAGGUUUAUCGUACUGUCACUGUUAUUGGUGCAAUCCUAUUCUUAGGCAUGGGCAGAUUAACUAACAGUAUUGAGUGACACUAGUGGCCAGGACACAUGCAGUAGAGCCAUGCAUACAGUCCAUUUCAUUCCUGAGUGUGAUGUUCUACAUGUAUGUAUAAACCCAUAGGCCUGUUGUGUUUACCAUAGAAAUAUAAUUAAUAGAAAGGGCUCGGAACAUUUGACAAAAGCAAUUUGACUGCUAAAUUCAUGGGUACACUCAAAAUGGCUGCCAGUCCUCCCAUUAUUGCAUCAUUGACUUGAAUGGGGAGGCCCGUUCUACUUAUUCUAGUUCUGUGGUGUUUACCCCCUCAGGGUCAGUGUGGUAUGUAGCUAUCCAUACGCCUGUAGCACCCAAUGAGGAUCAAGGGCAGACAGUGACAGUAGCCCCCCCCCCCCCCCCCGCCCACUCCCUCUCUGUGAUUGGACAAAAAGAGGCCUGUGAAUCAAUAUUCUCAUCUUGUGCCCUAGCUGCGUCUACUGUCUGUCAUUCUUCCUCGCCGGUAUGUUUGUUAGCUGUAUGUUGGCAUCCUCCAUUUUGAUGGACAAAAGAUUUAUCAAAUAAACAGAGGUUGAAUAUG
This is a messenger RNA of Salvelinus fontinalis (brook trout), 9379 nucleotides long. RefSeq names its product diacylglycerol kinase beta-like. The record is from RefSeq and is a predicted model, not a curated record. The transcript has 27 exons. Gene Ontology annotation, molecular function: calcium ion binding; ATP-dependent diacylglycerol kinase activity. Gene Ontology annotation, cellular component: plasma membrane. Lineage: Eukaryota; Metazoa; Chordata; Actinopteri; Salmoniformes; Salmonidae. Gene Ontology annotation, biological process: diacylglycerol metabolic process; lipid phosphorylation; intracellular signal transduction. The coding region runs from base 1034 to 3733 and encodes 899 amino acids.